Molecule: messenger RNA, 1830 nt
Organism: Pipistrellus nathusii (Nathusius's pipistrelle)
Lineage: Eukaryota; Metazoa; Chordata; Mammalia; Chiroptera; Vespertilionidae
Source: the annotation of a GenBank genome assembly
AUGGAAGGAAAGCCAAUGCGCAGGUGCACCAACAUUCGACCAGGAGAGACUGGAAUGGACGUGACAAGCCGCUGCACCCUUGGAGACCCCAACAAGCUGCCCGAAGGGGUUCCCCAGCCUGCCCGUAUGCCCUAUAUCUCAGACAAGCACCCUCGACAAACCUUGGAAGUGAUUAACCUCCUGCGGAAGCACCGGGAGCUCUGCGAUGUGGUGCUAGUUGUGGGCGCUAAGAAGAUCUAUGCCCACCGAGUCAUUCUGUCAGCCUGUAGCCCCUACUUCCGAGCGAUGUUUACAGGAGAAUUGGCGGAGAGUCGGCAGACAGAAGUAGUGAUCCGAGACAUAGAUGAGAGGGCUAUGGAACUGCUGAUUGACUUUGCGUACACCUCCCAGAUAACUGUGGAAGAGGGCAAUGUUCAGACCCUCCUGCCAGCUGCUUGUCUCCUCCAGCUGGCAGAAAUACAGGAAGCCUGCUGCGAAUUCUUAAAGAGACAAUUAGAUCCCUCUAACUGCCUUGGUAUUCGGGCUUUCGCUGACACACAUUCAUGUCGUGAGUUGCUAAGGAUAGCAGACAAGUUCACUCAACAUAACUUUCAAGAGGUGAUGGAAAGUGAAGAGUUCAUGUUGCUUCCAGCCAAUCAACUCAUUGAUAUAAUAUCUAGUGAUGAGCUAAACGUUCGCAGUGAAGAACAGGUGUUCAAUGCAGUGAUGGCCUGGGUCAAAUACAGUAUCCAAGAAAGACGCCCUCAGUUACCCCAGGUGCUCCAGCAUGUCCGCCUGCCUUUGCUCAGCCCCAAGUUCCUGGUGGGCACCGUAGGCUCUGAUCCCCUCAUCAAGAGUGAUGAAGAAUGCAGAGACUUGGUAGAUGAGGCUAAAAACUAUCUUCUGUUGCCCCAAGAACGUCCACUAAUGCAAGGACCACGGACCAGACCACGGAAGCCUAUCCGCUGUGGAGAAGUCCUUUUUGCAGUUGGUGGCUGGUGCAGUGGAGAUGCCAUUUCCAGUGUAGAACGCUAUGACCCCCAGACCAAUGAAUGGCGAAUGGUAGCUUCAAUGAGCAAAAGGCGAUGCGGCGUUGGGGUCAGUGUUCUUGAUGACCUGUUAUACGCAGUAGGAGGCCACGAUGGGUCCUCUUAUCUAAAUAGUGUUGAAAGAUAUGACCCCAAAACAAACCAGUGGAGCAGUGAUGUGGCUCCUACAAGCACCUGCAGGACAAGUGUUGGCGUGGCAGUGCUUGGAGGAUUUCUUUAUGCUGUCGGUGGCCAGGACGGUGUGUCUUGCCUCAACAUUGUUGAGAGGUAUGAUCCAAAGGAGAACAAAUGGACCCGAGUGGCUUCCAUGAGCACCCGAAGGCUAGGCGUGGCUGUGGCUGUGUUAGGAGGCUUCUUAUAUGCCGUAGGUGGCUCUGACGGGACAUCCCCACUCAACACAGUGGAGCGCUACAAUCCUCAGGAGAACAGGUGGCACACCAUCGCCCCCAUGGGGACCCGGAGGAAACACCUGGGCUGUGCGGUGUAUCAGGACAUGAUCUAUGCUGUGGGAGGCAGAGACGACACCACGGAGCUCAGCAGUGCGGAGAGAUACAACCCCAGGACCAACCAGUGGUCUCCGGUGGUGGCCAUGACAUCCCGCCGUAGUGGAGUUGGCCUGGCGGUGGUGAAUGGACAGCUCAUGGCUGUAGGAGGCUUUGAUGGCACAACAUACUUGAAGACCAUUGAAGUUUUUGAUCCUGAUGCCAAUACAUGGAGGUUAUAUGGCGGGAUGAAUUACCGCCGGCUGGGGGGUGGAGUAGGAGUCAUUAAAAUGACACAUUGUGAGUCCCACAUAUGGUGA